AUGUCGGUGGAAGACACAAGUAAAAUGCCCAAACUCGUCAGCUCUUGGGUCAAAGAAGAAAAUCAGAGUUUGCACGAGCGGACGACUGCUCUACUACCCACCCCCUCCACGAAGUUCAAGCCGACGAGGGUUUCUCGCCCACCGUUUCAUUUCUCUAUUAACUCCGGCGUAUAUCGCCGCUGCUGUACUUUCCCUUCACGGAGGAGAAGCCGACGGGGUUUUCUCACCCACGGAAUCCAUUUUCGAUUAACUCAGGAGUGA
This is a messenger RNA of Lactuca virosa, 261 nucleotides long. Lineage: Eukaryota; Viridiplantae; Streptophyta; Magnoliopsida; Asterales; Asteraceae. The record is from the annotation of a GenBank genome assembly.